AUGGAGAGAGGAUGGAAGGGCGGCAGCGCUGAUCAGCUAUCGCCUCACUGCCCGCGCUGCGGCGCUUCCAACACCAAAUUUUGCUACUACAACAACUACAGCUUGACUCAGCCUCGCUACUUCUGCAAGGGCUGCCGCCGGUACUGGACCAGAGGCGGCUCCCUCCGCAACGUCCCCAUCGGCGGCGGUUGCCGGAAGAACCGAAGAGGCAAGUCCUUCCGAAUGUCCGCCGACGUCUCCGCGAGGAGCCGAGGCGCAGCCCCGCAUGACCCGCCGCUCGGCGGUGGCCCCGCCCACCGUGGUCCCAGCAGCAUUGAUCUGGCAGUCGUCUACGCGAACUACUUGAAUCCGCAACCUGAUUCCAAUGGAUCUCGAUUUCGGGCGGCCGAAUCGGGCAAUGGGCGGUUUGAUCCGUCGUUUGAGCUUAGCAGUACAAGUUUCCUGGGUUCGAGUAAUGCUGCACGGCAAGUGCCGGCAGAGACUGGUGUGUUUGAGUGUUCGGAGCUUUCCGACCCGUCCGUGGAAACGGGUCGGAGUGAGGGUGACAUGAUGUAUGCUUGUGAGUUGGAAUCCAUGGGGGGGCAACAAGGGUGUGUUGAAGAAUUAUUUAUGGCAAGUCGUGGUGGAUGUUAUGGGCUGCCAUCGUUGCCAGGUGAAGUAGAGAUUAACAAUGGUGAUCAAGUAAUGCUGUGGUCAACUCAACAAAUGGCGGGUUUCAACCCCACCCGAUUAUCAGGGUUCGAACCUGUAGAGACUCAUCCAAAUCCAAAUCUUUUCGCAGCUGAUAAUUGGAGCUCCAUUGAUCAUUUUUCAAGUUGUAAAACUUUCUCUUGGCUGCCUUAA
This is a messenger RNA of Malania oleifera, 843 nucleotides long. Its product is annotated as dof zinc finger protein DOF3.5. Gene Ontology annotation, molecular function: DNA-binding transcription factor activity; DNA binding. The transcript has a single exon. Bases 1 to 843 code for a protein of 280 amino acids. NCBI's taxonomy places the organism in Eukaryota, Viridiplantae, Streptophyta, Magnoliopsida, Santalales, Ximeniaceae. Gene Ontology annotation, biological process: regulation of DNA-templated transcription. The record is from RefSeq and is a predicted model, not a curated record.